AUGUCAUCGAUCGGCUCCGGAUAUGAUUUAAGUGCUUCCCAAUUUUCUCCUGACGGUCGCGUCUUUCAAGUUGAAUAUGCCAACAAGGCAGUCGAAGCAAGUGGAACUAUCGUCGCACUACGAUGCAAAGAUGGUGUUGCAUUUGCAGUCGAAAAGAUCGUCACCUCUCGUCUAUAUGAAUCGGGUUCCAAUAAACGAGUCCAUAAUGUUGAUCAACAUAUUGGAAUGGCUGUAGCUGGUCUUCUAGCAGAUGCUCGACAACUCUUAACUGUCGCUCGUGAUGAGGCUAAACAAUAUAAGCAUGACUAUGGAGUGUCAAUCCCGGUGAAAUAUCUAGCUGAUCGACUUGCUAUGUACAUGCAUGCUUAUACACUGUAUGGAUUUGUUCGGCCAUUUGGCUGUUUCAUCCUCUUGGCUGCUUAUGAAAGUGAUGGUCCACAACUGUAUGGCGUCGAACCAUCAGGUGUGACUUAUAAUUACUUUGGUAUUGCUGUUGGGAAAGCACAACAAACAGCGAAGACUGAAAUUGAAAAAUUGAAGCUGUCAGAAUUAAAAUUGGAAGAUGGAAUCAAAGAAGCAGCAAAGAUUAUUUAUCAAGUUCACGAUGAAGUCAAAGAUCGAAUGUUCGAGUUAGAACUCAGUUGGGUGGGAAAGGUUAACGAUGGCAAACAUGAACGGGUACCAACAAAAGUCUUUGAAGAUGCUGAAAAAUUCGCUAAAGCAUCGUUGGAAGAAGCAGAUGACGAUGACGAUGAAAUCGAGAACGACUGUUGUCCUCAUAGACGGGAACAUGUCGUUUCUUUUAAUCAAGAUGAUAAAGAACAAAUUUUUACACACUCACUGAUGAAUAAUAAAAAUAACAAGAAAAAACGAAAUUUUUCUCGAGAUAUAUACUCAAUUCCGAGUGGCAGCGACAAGAAACGAGAACAUUUGAGCUAACAAACAUCGAAGAAAUUGUAUGAAGUUGUUGAUGAUGCUCAUUCGUUGGAUGAAUGGAAAACACAGAUGGUUUGUUUAAUUAAUGAAAUUGUUCAACUGAAAUCAUUGUAUUCGUCAACGACAACAAUACCACAACGUUGUACGAAUACUACAUCUCUCGAUCCUGUCGACUGGUCAUCGGCCAAGAGCGUCGCUCAUCAAACGUUGGAUGCCACUCUUAAUUGCAUCCAAACAAGACGUGAUAAACCAGUAUGGCAGCCGAUUCCAGACGAUAUUCGAUCAGUUAUCAAUGACGAAUCACUGCCUAAACACGGCCUAACACUCGCGAAAGUAUGUGACGAUGUAUGCAAUUAUGUCCUACCGUAUGCAAGAGGUAAUACACAUCCUCGGUUUUGGGGUUGGGCGAUGGGUGAAGGUACGCUUGGUGGCAUAUUAGCUGAAAUGUUGACAGCAACAAUAAAUAUAAAUGCUGGCGGAUGUACGCAUAGUGCAGUUCUUGUCGAACGAAAGGUUAUUCAUUGGAUGCGGCAAAUAUUUGGUUUUCCCAAGACAGAACAUGGCGGAAUAGUUGUUAGUGGAACAUCGAUGGCUACAAUUGUUGCUUUGGCGUCGGCACGUCGUCGAUUGUUGACGAAUGUCCGAGAAGAUGGUAUCGUUAAUGCGCCACGUUUGAUAGUUUAUGCAUCGACCGAAGUACACAUGUGUGUAAUCAAAGCAUUAGAACUGCUAGGUAUGGGAUCAAAGGCCAUACAUUUCAUUUCAGUUGAUCAUGACUUUCGUAUGAAUAUUGACGAGCUCAAGGCAGCGAUUGAUGACGACCAAAAGAAUGGCUUUCUUCCAUUUUGUAUUAUCGGAAAUGCAGGUAUGGAUGUGAGUCAAACUGUUUCUGUUCACUUUCGCUUGUCCAUUCCAGGAACAGUUAAUACUGGCGCUUUUGAUAAUCUUUCCGAGAUUGCAUCGAUUGCACGAACGCAAAAUCUCUGGUUUCACGUCGAUGGUGCUUUUGGUAGUUUGAUUAUACUCGAUCCACAGCGACGUCAUUUAGUACAUGGUAUAGAACAGGCCGAUUCUUUAGCCUUUGAUUUUCAUAAAUGGCUUCAUUGUCCUUACGACGCUGGUUGUGUUCUCAUUCGGGAUGGCAAUGAUCUUCUAUCGACAUUUUCUGUUCAUCAAUCUUAUUUGGCAAAUACGGAACGUGGCUGUGCCGGUGACAAACCAUGGUUUUGUGAUUUAGGAAGCGAAUUAUCACGUUCAUUUCGUGCGUUAAAAGUAUGGGUUACAUUAAGAGAACAUGGAACAAUCAAGUUAGGUGAAAAGAUUGGCGACAAUUGUGAACAAGCGCAAUAUUUAGGUUCUCUAUUAGAAAAACAUGCAUCUCUCGUACGUGUCAUCCGUCCAAUAACAUUAAACAUCGUCAAUUUUCGGGUGGAACCCGAGGAAUUGGAUAGAUCUAACGAAGCUCUAAUAGAUGUGUUCAAUAAUGAACUUUUAGCUGAUAUUCAAAUAUCUGGUAUUGCAGUUGCAUCAACAACUCGUAUUCAUAGGCGACUUUACAUUCGCGUCUGCAUUAUCAGUCAUCGUACUGUUCUAGAAGAUUUCGACAUAUUUGUCAACAAUCUUCUCGAUGUGUGUCGCACUCGUCUACACAAUUUGAAUUCAUCUGCGAACUAA
Adineta ricciae is the source of this 2610-nucleotide messenger RNA. Lineage: Eukaryota; Metazoa; Rotifera; Eurotatoria; Adinetida; Adinetidae. The record is from the annotation of a GenBank genome assembly.